Molecule: messenger RNA, 1675 nt
Organism: Phragmites australis (common reed)
Lineage: Eukaryota; Viridiplantae; Streptophyta; Magnoliopsida; Poales; Poaceae
Product: trihelix transcription factor ENAP1-like
Exons: 1
Coding region: 149-1351 (400 amino acids)
Cellular component (GO): nucleus
Molecular function (GO): transcription cis-regulatory region binding
Source: RefSeq, a predicted model, not a curated record
CAGCGGGCGCAGGCAGUGACGACUCCCCUCGCCUCGCCGCCGGACGCGACGGCCACAACAAAAUCGGGCGCAUUCCCCACUACACAUCCCGGAAAUAUCCCCAAACCCUCGCCCUCCUCCUCCGCCGCCGGCCGCCAGAUCUCCGGCCAUGGACGACGACGCCGCGGCCUCGGCCUCGGCCUCGGCCUCGCCCUCCCCGUCGCGCUCCCUCUCCCCGCUCCCGGUCGCCGAUCCUGUUACCGUCGCCGCCGCUCCACCCGGCCACGUCGCCGUCGCCAUACCCCUCCGCAAGCCCUCGCCCUCCAGCGGCGGCGGCGGCGGUGGCCGGGAGGAUGCGUGGAGCGACGGCGCCACCUCCGCGCUGAUCGACGCCUGGGGGGAGCGCUUCGUGGCCCUCGGCCGCGGCAGCCUCCGCCACCCGCAGUGGCAAGAGGUCGCCGAGGUCGUCUCCUCCCGCGACGGCUACUCCAAGGUGCCCAAAUCCGACGUCCAGUGCAAGAACCGCAUCGACACCCUCAAGAAGAAGUACAAGAUCGAGAAGGCCAGGCACGACACCUCGUGGCCCUUCUUCUACCGCCUCGACGACCUCCUCGGCCCCGUCCACAAGCCCGGGGCGCCCAAUUCUUCCUCUGCUGCUGCUGCUGCUGCUGCGGCGGCGGCGGCCGCCCGGAGUGCCGCGCCUAUGAUGCCGCCGCGCGUCAACUUCCCGCAGCGGACCCGCACGCCCCUCCAGCCCUCGGCGGGGGCCAAGCGGAGGAUGCCGUCGCCACCGCCCCAGGCGUCGGCGUCAUCCGAGUCGUCCGACGGUUUCCCGCCGGAGCCACCGAUGGCGGCGGUGGCAAACGGAAAGAGGCAGCGCGUCGUCGAAGAGGAGCCCGGGGCGAACGGCGGCGAGAGCAGCAACCGCGUGCAGGGGCUGCGCGAGCUGGCUCAGGCGAUCCGGCGACUAGGCGAGGUGUAUGAGCGCGUCGAGAGCGCUAAGAGGGACCAGGAGCUCCGGAUGGAGAGGGAGCGCCUUGACGCUGCACGCCAGCUCGAGGACCAGCGGGUGCAGUUCUUCCUCAAGAUGCAGAUGGAACUCUCAAAGGCCAACGGUGCCGCUCCCUCGGCUGCACCCAUGGCCGUUGCCACCUCAGCUGACGGCAAUGGCACUAGGAGAGCAGCCAUGGCCAACGAUGUCGCGACCAGCAGCAAUCACCGCGUCCGGUACCGCAUCAAGGGCAGCAGGCACCGCCACGCCCCGCGGCAGCCACAUUACCAGAACAACUCUGCUGCGGCCGCCCCUGCCUCCGGGAACGGCAGCGACUCGGACAAGGAAGACGAGGAGGAUGUGGAGGAUGAAGAGGAAUAGAGCCAGUAAUGGCUCUAGCUCUACUCCGAUCCUCUGUAGCAAUGGCGAUUCAAGAAUUUGUGUCGGUUAAUUGGUAUUUGCUCUAGUAGAAUUGCUCCCAGUUAGGUUUUCUUGGAGCUAAGAAAUGACUAGUGAGUACUAGGUGGUAGCGGUGGUGUUAGCAACAAUCAAGGAGUAGCUGAGUUGUGGUAAGUGCCUGUGAGUGUAACUUGUACCUGCCUGUUUGUGCUGAUGAUUGUCAUCUGUUGUCAAGAAAAUUGUCAUGGAGAAUGAAUGUCUCAUCAAAUGUAACAUGUUUAUUUAUAUGACAACGUUAGCUAUGUC